UGGGGACACCGGCGUCACCGUCACGUGCAUCCCUCCUCAUCGUUGUCUUCAGUGGCGUGGACAGGGUGAUAACCGUGGUGGAGCUUCCUUAGCUCAGGACAUCACAGGGGAUGAGGCACCCCCAGGGAGGAAGUGGGCACUUUCUCCCCACCAGCACCCAGCUCUCCAUCCCUGCCUGCGGCCCCGGCGCAAGGGAGGGCUUUGGCAUCCUUCCCAGGCAGCGUUGCCCAGCCUCUGAAGCCCGGCUGGGAGAUAGGGAGAUGAAAGGGCGCUUGGCGCUCCUCGGCAGGCUUGGGUCAAUCGUUAAUCGGGGAGGGAUCGCUCUCCACUCCUGCAGGUAACCUCCCACCCACAAAAGCAGAGCCCCCCGGAGCUGCGGCACAGCCAGCGGGGCCAUGGGGAGCUGAGCACACACGGAGCGAGGAGCUGCGAGCCUGGGGAGGUCACAGCCAGCCCCCGCCAUGGUGUCCAUGGGACUUCAGCUGCUGGGCUACGCCGUGGCCUUCCUGGGCUACAUCGGCACGCUGGUGGCCACACUGCUGCCCAGCUGGAAGACCAGCUCCUACAUCGGCGCCAGCAUCGUGACAGCCGUGAGCUUCACCAAGGGGCUGUGGAUGGAGUGUGCCACGUACAGCACGGGCAUCACCCAGUGCGACAUCUACAGCUCGCUGCUCAACCUCCCCGCCGACAUCCAGGCGGCACAAGCCCUGAUGGUGAGCUCCUGUGCCGUGUCCUCCCUCGCCUGCGUCCUCACCAUCGUGGGCAUGCGGUGCACUGUCUUCAGCCAGGGCUCGCCGGCCAAGGACCGGGUGGCGGUGGCGGGCGGCGCGGUCUUUGUGCUCGGGGGGCUGCUCUGCUUCAUCCCGCUGGUGUGGAACAUCCAUGUGGUGCUGCGGGAUUUCCGCAACCCCGUCAUCCCCGACAGCAUGAAGUUCGAGCUCGGGGAGGCGCUUUACCUGGGCAUCAUCUCCUCCCUCCUCUCCCUCGUCGGCGGCUUCAUCCUCUGCACCUCCUGCCCUGCACGGGACACCACGGCCACCUAUGCAAGCACCUACCGGCCCCGGCUGCUGGCGGGCAAGAGCUGCCGGCCCUCUGCCAGCCACACACAGAAGACCAAGAGCGAGCUCAGCUCCUACAACCUGACUGGAUACGUGUAACAACGGCUGCAGCAGGGAACAGGGCUGGCACCUCUCCUGCCUCUCCAAAGCAUCUGGGCUGGCACCAAAGGAGCGUGGUAAGAGGAGAGGACACAGCAGCAUCCCCAGUGAUGA
Messenger RNA from Neopsephotus bourkii (Bourke's parrot), 1271 nucleotides. It is a transcript of the gene CLDN2, whose product is annotated as claudin 2. The record is from RefSeq and is a predicted model, not a curated record. The coding region runs from base 462 to 1157 and encodes 231 amino acids. The transcript has a single exon. Gene Ontology annotation, biological process: bicellular tight junction assembly; calcium-independent cell-cell adhesion. Gene Ontology annotation, molecular function: structural molecule activity. Lineage: Eukaryota; Metazoa; Chordata; Aves; Psittaciformes; Psittacidae. Gene Ontology annotation, cellular component: bicellular tight junction; plasma membrane.